AGUAAGAUGGCGACCAAAGCGUGACUGUGUAUGUGACGUUUAUAUUCUGCGCCGGUAGGGGAUUUUGAUACAACACCGUGUUAAAAACCUACCGCAAGUCUUACUUCAAGUGAUUAAAAAUGUCAGCUCCAACAGCAAAGGAAAGAAAGGCAUGCUGGGAUGCACGAGACCAGUACUGGCAUUGCUUGGACAGUAAUAGAGAUGAUGAUGCAAAGUGCCAAGCGCUCCGACAUUGUUUUGAAAGCCGUUGUCCACAGCAAUGGCUAAAAUACUUUGACAAAAGAAGAGAUUAUUUGAAAUUCAAAGAAAAACUUGAAAUGGGUGAAUAUCAGCCUCCAGAGACACAAAAAUCUUGAGUUUCACUCAGUAGAGAAAAAAACAAACAAAAUACCUUUACACAUGGAAGAACCUGAAUAUUAUUUAAGUCAUGGAUAUAUCUCUUCAGUUAAAUGACUGAUGGAUUGUUUUCAGUGUUUACUGACAUGUUUAAAGAUUUUAUCAUCGAAGGACGAAAAUGAAUGCAGAUAACUAUAAUAAUUCUCUAAUGACUACUGUAAUGAUAACAGAAUAAUAUAUACAGUGGCAUAUAUUGCUUGCAUAAAAUUGCAAAGUGUU
Molecule: messenger RNA, 615 nt
Organism: Pelobates fuscus (common spadefoot toad)
Lineage: Eukaryota; Metazoa; Chordata; Amphibia; Anura; Pelobatidae
Product: cytochrome c oxidase assembly factor 6 homolog
Exons: 3
Coding region: 120-356 (78 amino acids)
Biological process (GO): mitochondrial ATP synthesis coupled electron transport; respiratory chain complex IV assembly
Cellular component (GO): respiratory chain complex IV; mitochondrion
Source: RefSeq, a predicted model, not a curated record